AAAAAAAGAAGUUUUGUGUGCAUUUUCCUCUGCCACCUACAUUUUCUUUUCUUCUUUUUUUUUUGAGUCAUUAACUACCACCCCCCUUCUCUUUAUAUAAACACACAAAAAACAUAAAAAAAUUAAAGAAAAUGAACACCGUUCGUUCCUUCGUUCGAUUGGCUGCAAAGACCUCUCCAUUGGCCAGACAGACCGUAACCAGACGCACUAUCCAUUCGUCUCCUGCAGUUCUUUCCGACGCAUUGUUUGUGCAUCGCGACACACCCAAGAACAAUGCCAAGAUUCCUUUUGAAUUCAGCCCCGAGAACAAGAAAAAGGUAGAGGAGAUUUUCAAAAAGUAUCCUCCUCAGUACAAGAAGGGUGCUAUCAUGCCUCUUCUGGAUCUUGGACAAAGACAGCAUGGCUUUACUUCUCUCUCGGUUAUGAAUGAGGUCGCUCGUUUGACUGAGGUUCCUCCCAUGCGUGUUUAUGAAGUCGCUACUUUUUACACAAUGUACAACAGAGAACCCGUCGGAAAGUACUUCCUUCAGGUCUGCACCACUACUCCUUGCCAAUUGGGUGGAUGUGGAUCUACAAAGAUUCUGAACACCUUGACUGAGGAACUCAACAUUAAGCCUGGCCAGACCACAAAGGACGGUCUUUUCACACUUGUUGAGGUUGAGUGCGCUGGUGCCUGUGUCAAUGCUCCUGUCAUGGCCAUUAACGAUGAUUACUAUGAGGAUCUUACACCCGAGACUACCAAGAAGUUGGUUGAGAACUUGCAGUCCGGAAAGCCAGUCACACCUGGCCCUCAGUCUGGUCGCCACACUUGUGAGUUCGCUCCUGGUGUCUACACCACCUUGAACGAGGAGCCCUAUGGUCCUGGCUUUGGCGUCCGUUCUGAUUUGUAAAUGGAUAAUAAUAAUAAUAAUAAGAAGGAGAAAAAGACAAAGUUGUUGAGAGAAAGAGAGAAAGAGAGAGAGAGAGAAAAUAGAUAUAUAGAUAGAAAAAUGGGGAAAGAAAUCUUUGCAAAAUCAAAAAUCGAACGAAGAAAUGCGCUUUUUGUUACAUCAAGUAGAAAGAAUACACACGCAUAUAUAAUCAUAUAAAAAUUAUUCUUAUAAGUUGGUCCAGAGUGGUAUUCUAUGCUGUUCGUCUGCUUUCUAUCUAUUUAUCUAUAUAUUCUUCCUCGACUUCUUUAAUUUCAAAUUCUCUUUUUACUUUCUUUCUCCAUUUCGUAAUUUUGUCUCUUAGAAGACUGUGAUGUUC
This is a messenger RNA of Phycomyces blakesleeanus NRRL 1555(-), 1248 nucleotides long. RefSeq names its product NDUFV2NADH dehydrogenase flavo protein subunit 2 (gene NDUFV2). Gene Ontology annotation, molecular function: NADH dehydrogenase activity. The coding region runs from base 132 to 890 and encodes 252 amino acids. The transcript is spliced from 4 exons. NCBI's taxonomy places the organism in Eukaryota, Fungi, Mucoromycota, Mucoromycetes, Mucorales, Phycomycetaceae. The record is from RefSeq and is a predicted model, not a curated record.